This is a messenger RNA of Brugia malayi, 13344 nucleotides long. RefSeq names its product Cadherin domain containing protein (gene Bma-cdh-4). Gene Ontology annotation, molecular function: calcium ion binding. The transcript is spliced from 79 exons. Gene Ontology annotation, biological process: homophilic cell-cell adhesion. The coding region runs from base 1 to 13344 and encodes 4447 amino acids. NCBI's taxonomy places the organism in Eukaryota, Metazoa, Nematoda, Chromadorea, Rhabditida, Onchocercidae. Gene Ontology annotation, cellular component: plasma membrane. The record is from RefSeq and is a predicted model, not a curated record.
AUGGCUAGUCGUCGUCUACUGCUCUUAGCUCCUUUAUUGUUCAGUCUUGUCGGAUCUUCUUGGAAUUAUAGACGUAAAAUCGACACUUUUCAGUUUACAGCACCAGUUUAUAAUGUUUCACUGGAAGAGAAUGCCCGUGGCAAAGACAUUUAUGCAAUCGUAAAUGAACCUAUUCGAAUGGGUGUGCCAUUGCCAAGCGAUGACGCCGUUCUGAAAUUUCGAAUUGUUGAGGGUGACAGGCAAUAUUUCAAAGCUGAAGUAAAGACUGUAGGUGAUUUUGCAUUUUUGCUUAUUCGAUAUCGAAAUGAUGGUAUACUCAACCGGGAACUAAAGGACCGGUAUGAAUUUCUUAUCAAAGCAUCAUGUCGACGAAAAGAUGCGACAAACUUGGAGACAACAGUCAUGGUUAACUUAUUUGUAAGAGAUCAAAAUGAUGCGGGACCAAUAUUUGAGAAAGACGAGUAUCGAACUGAAGUGAAGCAAAAUGUAUCACCGUUUACCACGAUCCUACAGGUGCAAGCUUCCGAUGCUGAUGUUGCUCUGAAUAGCCAAAUUUAUUAUUCGUUAGUGGAAUGGUCACUUGAUUUCAUGGUCGAUCCGAUUUCUGGUGCUAUUCGGAAUUUGCGACUCUUAGAAUCUGGCACUUAUGAAUUGAUAGUUUUAGCAGAGGAUCGAGCUUCAAGGCUGUUCAGGAAAAAGGCUCACUCUGAUAAUGGAAAUAAUCUUUUCAAUCACAAUAAAGCUAAAGCGGUAAUAACGGUAGAGCCAGUGGAAAGAAAUAAACGAAAGUUAAGCGUUGAAGUGAAACCGAUAUCAGUAAGUUUAUGGAAUGUUACUCAAACUGUUGCGAUAGCAAGAAUAGAGGGAGUGGCAGCAGAUGUUGUUACUACACUGGAAAUCGUCGAUGGCGAAUAUGCUGGCGCUUUUGUCCUGAAAAAAGAUUCAAGCAGUGCUAAUGUUUGGCUCGUUGAAACUAUCUCUGGUAUUUGGCCGCAAGCUGAUUGGUUUAUUCAGCUGAAAGCAACCGCUGUUGAUGAUUUCGUCGAGAAUCUGAUGGAAAAUAUUAGUGUACAAUUGAAAGGCAAACGACUGGUACAAUAUGAUGAUAAUUUAGAAGUUAUGCAAAUUGUUGUCAAUGAAUCGGUACCGCUAGGUUAUGUUUUGACACAACUGAAAGCUCAUGUUGUAAAUGGUAUUGAUGGAGAUAACGAGCAGAUAAGGUAUUCAAUUUCAAACACUGACAAGCCCUUCUCUGUUGAUGAAAAUAAUGGAUAUUUAAGAGUAAUCAAAUGGCUUGACUACGAAAAUGUUUCAUCCUAUCGUUUUGAAGUUUCUGCUAAGCUUUUGGAUAGUACUUUGGAAGCAAAGAAAGCGGUAGAGGUGAUAGUGGCAGACAGCAAUGACCACUGUCCAACUUUCGCUGUGAAAUGGACUCGAGGUGACCCUAUUGCUUUAUCUCGAAAUUAUCCGAUCAACAAAGUUUUGUUUAAAGCAGAAGCACUGGAUAUCGACAGUGGUGCAAAUGGCCGCAUCCGAUAUGAACUGAUCGGUGAAACUGUUACCAUUAUGAGGAUCUUUACUGUCAUCCCUGAUUCAGGCGAAGUUGUAUUACAGCAAAAACCACCAGAUAAUGAAUCUCAAUGGAAGCUUAGGAUUAGAGCAUCUGAUGCCGGGUGGCCGUUUCCGCGAAGUAGUGAAGUAUUGAUUAGCAUAUAUAUAAGUGGUACAAACCCACCUCCGAAAACGAAGCCAUCGUUUCUACGAAAACCGCAAAACGACCAUUCACCAGUUUUCAUGAAGCAAACUGUAUUUGUCGUAUCAGCGGAUACUCCACCUGGAAAGGUGGUGGGACGAAUUGAAUCUCAUGACGAUGAUAUGGGCUAUGCCGGCUUGAUACGAUUCGGCACUUUCGAUAAAUUUUUUGCACUAGAACCAUUUACUGGUGAAGUCGUUUUGCUGGCACCAUUGGGAGAGCUUUUGAGAAACAAAAAUAAAAAAAAGCAAAUGGAAUAUAUCGUUGAAAUAAUUGCCUGUGAUUGGGGACAACCUGUUCGAUGCACUAAUGGAACAGUCACAUUCUUGAUCACUGAAGCCAAUGUAUAUAGGCCACACUUCGAGAAGCCUUAUUAUCGCGUGCAUAUAGCGGAAGAUACUACAAUUGGAACCAAGUUUCUAGCAGUAUUAGCCCAGGAUAAUGAUUAUGGUGACAACGGACAAGUCGGAUAUCAAAUAAUCGAUUCACAGAAUCAUUUUCAAAUUGACGAGAACACUGGUGUUUUACAAGUUAUGACGAAACUCGAUCGCGAAGAAGUGGCUUUUCAUCGACUUACGAUUAUGGCUUUCGAUCAUGGACAUCCGAUGAAAGUCACAUUUGUAAAUGUCACAGUUGUCCUCACUGAUAUUAAUGAUAAUGCUCCCUUAUGUGUCGAGCCUAUUCGGAAGAUAAUAAUUCCGGAAGAUUAUCCAAAUAACGCCUUACUAACGUGUGUAGCAGCAUGGGAUCCUGAUGAAGGUAAAAAUGGUAAAGUAGCAUAUACAUUUGAUACUAUCAUAGAAACGUCCCUUACGUUACCGUUCCGUAUACAAGAAGAUACAGGAUGUAUUUUUGUGAACACUGAUGAGCCAUUUGAUUUCGAAACGAUUAAUCGGUACAAUUUAUCAGUAGAAGCAAUGGAUAAUGGUGAACCGAUGUUAAGUUCUAUAUGUACAGUACUGGUGGAGUUUUCGGAUGUAAAUGAAAAUUUGUUUCCGCCACUUUUCGAUGAUAUUGCGCGCGAAGCAACUGUUUAUGAAAAUGUGCCGCUUUGGACCGAAGUUUUUGCUCUGAAGGCCGUUGACCCGGACAGUCCAGAGAUGCCUGUAAAGUAUACUGUUAUUGACGGUGAUGGAAUCAGUUCCUUUAUUAUUGAUUCGGAAGGAAUAUUACGGACUUCAAUUGUUCUUGACCGUGAAGCAUGCGAUUCCUAUUGGUUAACAAUUGAAGCUUGUGAUAUGAACCCAGUUCCGCUUUGUUCUGUCCUUCAUGUAUUUGUUCGCGUUCUGGACAUAAAUGAUCAUAUACCUCUAUCCAUACAUCCUAUCUAUUUUUCCACUAUUCCGGAAAAUUCACCCGAAGAUACAGUCAUUACUAAAGUUGAAGCUGAAGAUAAAGAUGAUCUUUCGGAUCGUCAUGAUAUUACGAAUAUACGUUUUAAAAUAGUUAGCGGUGAUCCUCAAAGCUUCUUUGCAAUCGAUUCCAAAACAGGUUACAUAGUAACUCGUGGGAAAAGACGCUUGGACCGUGAAACUCAAAAAGAGCAUGUUAUUGUGGUAGAAAUCUGCGACCAAGGUCAUCCAAAAUUAUGUACUACUGUGUCAGUAGUAAUAACUAUCACUGACCUAAAUGAUAAUUUACCUUUGUUCAAGCAAACAACUUACAACUUCAAUGUGCCAGCUGACAAAAUUGGUGAAUUGUGCAGAGUAUUUGCUAUGGAUAUUGAUGAAGGACAAAAUGCUCGUAUAUUAUAUAAUUUCACUGAAGCGGAUCCACGAUUCUCUAUUGAUUCUGACGGCCAAAUAAUUACAACUGAUUCUCUAAAGGAAAACGAAAAUUAUCAGUUAACUAUUAAGGCAAGUGACAUGGGUCAACCAUUGCAAACAUCAUCACCAGUUUUGGUCACUUUGAAUGCUGUUAGAAGGCACACAAAAAAAACUGUAAAUGGUAAACCGAAAUUACUGAACGAGAAUCGUUGGUCUCGACUAUCGAUAUCGGAUGCAGAUAGCAUCGGUGAAACAAUUGGAUUGAUUGAGGCCGAGGAUCCAGAUGGAGAUCAAUUAUGGUGGAAAAUCACUGAUGGCAAUCCAAACAAUACGUUUGCCAUAAGCUGUGAUGCUGGAGAAUUGUAUUUGGCAAAGAGUCUUGAUUUGAUCAAAAAGAAUAUUACUAUAGUGAAAUUAAAAUUCACAGUAGAUGAUGGCCUUGAUACUACAGAAGGAGUGGUAUUGAUUGAAAUAUCCCGAAAAUAUCGACCUGAAUUUGAUGCCCAUUAUCAUAAAAUUCUUGUGCCGAAAACAGCACCGAUAGGAACAGUAGUGCAUACCUUGAAAGCUACUAUUGAAAAGCUAAAUGACUCCAUUAGUGAUCGAGGAAUAAUUUUUGGAAUACAUGUGGUAGAAGAUAUCGCUGUCACCGAUAUAUUACUAAUUAAUCCAAGUUCCGGAGAAGUGGUUAUUGCUGAACCGCUCAAUAAUAUCGUUACCAACUUCUUUAUAAUAGUAGUAUACGCUCGUUUCAAUCAAAUGAUUAACUAUGCACAACUUGGUAUAUCAUUGUUUGAUGAGACAAAAACGCCACCAAAAUUCGUUGUUUCUGAAUAUUUCACAACCAUUUCAACAAGCUUACCGGUUGGAACACCAGUUUUGACAGUGCGUGCAUACGAUUCGGAUCACAGUAGUAUCCAAUAUUCGAUCAUCGAAGGCAAUGAAGACGGUCACUUUGCGAUCAAUGAAUAUAGUGGUGAGAUUAGAACAUCUCAGCUGAUAUCAUAUAAUCAUGAGAGAACAACGUUGAUAGUACAGGCUAGUAUCCAGAAAAAUAGUAGUUUAACUGACCGAUGUAGCGUUCGAAUAAACAUACUCAAUGAUGACCUCGGACGCGUCAAUUUCCCUCAACCAUCGUAUUCUCUAACGGUACACGAAUCUACACCACCCAAUACAAUUGUUUACAUAUUAAAGACAAAUAGUGUUAUGAGCAUUCGCUAUAGUUUUCGUGAUCCAUGUCCGUUCCUCUCAGUACAUCCGAUUUCCGGAGUUAUCUCUAUAAAACUGGUCACUAGUGCUGCGUCAGUUCCUCACACUUGUAUUGCCAUAGCACGAAAUUCGCUUGGAACUGAAGAUUUCAUGGAACUGAAAAUCAAUGUUGUUAGUGAGAAUCAGUAUGCACCGUACUUCAGUAGUACCGUUUAUCAAGGAUAUAUUUAUGAAAAUAUGCCGCUAAACUCAUCGGUGUUGUUAGAAGAUGGUCGUCAAUUGCUUGUGAAGGCGAUUGAUCAUGACAGAGGAAUUAAUGGGCUUGUUACCUAUUGUAUUGUUUCACCACUUGAGCCAUACUUUACUAUUGACUACAUCUCUGGUGCCAUUCUAACGAAAAGGGAAAUUGACUUCGAGAAAGUAAAACAUUGGUCAUUUUAUGUUCAAGCAAGUGAUUCUGCACCACAAGUGUUAACAUCGCCAGUACCGGCCUUAGUUGAAAUAAUGGUUUUUGAUAUGAAUGAUGAGCCACCCUCUUUCAUUCAAGAGUACUACAAUGCAACACUUUUUCUACCGACUCUUAAAAACACAACGGUAUGUUAUGUGACAGCAAUCGACGUGGACACAGUAGGUAUAUUACGUUACGCCAUUAUCGCAUCUGACGAUAGUCAAUUAUUCGCUAUAGAAGAAUUUACGGGUCGUAUUUAUACGAGUGGCAAUAGUUCCGCUGAUUACGCAAAAAGCGACUAUGAGAUUAACUUAGUCGUAUCAGACGGCUUAAAAUCAGAUUCUACAGUCCUAUUGGUUCGUACUGAAAACACUUCUGAAACUGGAAGUACGAUUAAGUUUUUGGCAACAAACUAUGAAGCAGUGAUAACAGAAAACAUGACAUCGUCUAUAAUGGUGCAAUUGUUGACUGUCUGUGCCAUCAGUACGGUAAAUGGUAGCCUUCUGUACAGCAUUUUAAAUCCAAGUAGUUAUUUCAUAGUCGGUGUUACAUCCGGAAUUAUCAGUUGGACUGGUACAGCUAUUGAUCGGGAAAAAAUGCCCGUAGUGAAACUAAUUGUUCAGGCACGGCUAUCAAAUGGUGCUAACGAGCGAGCACAAAGUAUUGUGACAAUCAAAGUUGAGGACAAAAACGAUUGCGAGCCACGCUUCAUUGGUCUUCCCUAUGAGCUUACUAUCCCGCGUGAUAUUAAACUUGCUGAUAAAGUGACCAAUGUAAAGGCUGUCGAUGCUGAUGAGGGAUUCAACGGUGCUGUUAGGUAUAAAUUGAAAACAAGCACGGAGUAUUUUGAUAUUAAUGAGUACGAUGGGAAGAUCGUUAUCAGUCGAUCGCUUGAAAUUGCUAACUUCGAUAGUGUUUCACUAGAAGUUAUUGCUGAAGAUCAAGGAGAACCCUCUCUAUCAUCAUCGGCUCAUGUUGUGAUACACAUUGUUGAUAGGAAUAUACCAAUAUUUGGUAAUCGUUAUCAGGAAGCCCAUAUUCUGGAAAGUGCAGCACCCGGUUCCUUGGUAACAAAUGUUCAUGCAGCAAGCAUUGUAGGAGGUAGGAUCGGCUAUGCUAUCAAAUCUGGAAAUGAUGAAAAUCGCUUCAGAAUUGACUUUGACACAGGUAUGAUAAACGUGCACAAACCGUUGGAUCGAGAAAAAUGCACCUUUUAUAACCUAACUGUUGUUGCGAUCGACGUCACUCGACAAGGAGUGCGGGCAGAAAGUUACGUGGUCGUGAACGUUGAUGAUAUAAGUGAUACUCCCCCUCACUUUACCCAAUUUUUCUAUAGUAUAUCAGUCAGUGAAUCGGCAGCUAUUGGUACCCAACUUUUGCAGAUUGAAGCAAUUGAUCCGGACAUAAAUGAUAAUCAUAUUUCAUAUGGAAUUACUGGACCAAAUGCUUCAGUGCUUUCCGUGGAUCCUCGAAGUGGUGUUAUAUCACUCAUGAAAUCGCUCGAUUUCGAAACGAUGCGCUUAUUUAAAUUUAAACUAACUGCUUCUGAUUCUAUGCAGUUAACGUCAGAAACAGAUUUGCUAUUGCACGUUACGGAUGCGAAUGAUGUUGCUCCAAGAUUUAUUUCAAAAACAUUUAACAGCGUAGUAGAAAGUGAAACUCCCAUUAAUCAUUUCAUUACGAAAUUGGACGCUUCUGAUGAGGAUAUCAUGUCAAAUCUUGGAGAUGGCAAUCGAUUCCUGUUUUCCAUCAUAGACGGUGAUGUAACCUUGCUGCAAAUCAACCAGUCCACGGGUGUUGUAUCACUGUUACGAGCAGUUGCUGAGGAUGAUCUUAACAUUGGUAAAAAACACUUUAACGUUUCAGUCAGCGAUGGUAUUUUCACGGAUUUUUGCUUGUUGAUAGUGAAAAUUGUCAGAAGCCCAAGUGAACACCAGUUACCACGUUUUGAGCGGAUGCAUUAUUCUGCAGCUGUACAGGAAAAUGGACCAAUUGGUAUGACUGUGAUGACUGUUCAAGCGUAUAAUGGUAUACCUCCUCUAAGAUAUUCAUUUAACGGUUGUCAUGAAAAUUGUUCUGGAAUACUGAAUAUAGAUGAAACGACAGGCAAAGUUUACACGAGAAAUUUAUUUGAUUACGAAGCGCAACGCAUUCAUCAAUUCGUCAUUAUGGUUACCGAUGCUGGUGAUCGAUGUGCUUUUGCGACAUUAACUUUGAGUGUAAUUGAUGAAAAUGACAAUAUCCCGCAAUUUAUCUCUUCAAAGGUUGAGAUAUCAGUACCGGUUGAUUCACGUCCUGGAGAAUCAGUUUUAAUGGUAUUUGCUUUUGAUUACGAUGUUGACGAUGAGCUGGAAUACAGUAUUGUUGAUAGUGAUGAAAUUCGUUCCAAAUAUUUUACAAUUCAUCCAAAACAAGGAUUGAUUAGUGUUAAGGAACUAUUAAAUGAUCUUGUUGGUGAACAAAUUUCUUUAUUUGUUCGUGUGACGGACAGUGCAGAUCCUCCUCAUCAGAAUGAAACAUCUGUUAUAUUAAAUGUCAGUCCGAUUGUUCAUCUUCCGAAAUUUUCUACACAACAUUUCCUUUUUUCGGUGUCGGAAGAUGUGCCUAUUGGAACAGUUGUGGGUCGUCUUCAACAGGAUUCGCAACUCGAACUUUCGGAUGUUUUUUUUUCAUUGGUUUCAAUGGAUAAUUUAUCUGAUUUUCCGUUUUCCGUGAAACAAGAAAGUGGACAAAUUGUUGUGAACAGUGUGCUGGAUUAUGAGAAAACACGCGAAAUACGCUUCUUGGUGAGUUUGCACUCACAGAGACAACUUAACGCAAAGGCUGUUUCUUUGGUGACAGUAAGAAUAACGGAUGUAAAUGAUAACAAGCCACGCUUUGAAAUUACCUCCGAACGUGUCGUUAUUUCGGAAGAUUUGCCAAUUGGAAGCAGUAUUACGAUUAUUAGAGCAGUAGAUGAGGAUGCUGUGGGUUUGAACUCGAAAGUUCAGUAUUUCUUGGAAGAGGGCAAUAACAGUAGUACUUUUAAAUUGGACCAAGAAACAGGUUGGCUUUCACUGUUUAAAGAAGUUGACAGAGAGGUAAUAGAAGAGUAUGCGCUAAUAGUUAAUGCUCGAGAUGGAGGUGGACAAAGCACACGGAAGAAAAUAACUGUUGUCCUCAAAGAUGUCAAUGAUUCACCUCCGCAAUUCUCACAGGAAACUUAUUUUAUUGAACAAUAUAUGGAGGAUUUAAGAGUGGGGCAGGACAUUUUGCAACUUCAAGUUCAUGAUCCUGAUUUGUAUCCCAACAAUGUUACCAGUUUGUAUAUUAUGAGAGGCAACGAACAUGGAAUCUUUGGAUUGGAAAUGAACAGUCUUGUACUUCAUAAACUUCCAACAGAUUCAGAUUCUCUUGAGUCGCAUCUUUUGAUACUUGCACACGACGGAAAGUACACAGCAACAGCUGAAGUUGUGGUGAAAUUGCUGUCAAAUUUUUCACAGUUUCAAUGUGAACCGAGAGAAAUCCUUAGAAAUAUAACAGAAGAUUCACCAACUGGCACUAUUAUUAAAAUGGGAUAUCAGAAAGUGCGGAAAUCGUUACGCUUCUAUCUUACCGGAUCGGAAUCAAACUUGUUUGCUGUUGAAAACAGCGGAACAGUAGUUGUUCGUGACCAACUUAGUUCACAUAUUUCAAAUCAGGUCGAGCUGUUUCUUCGGGCGGAAAGUCCAGAAAGCUUAUGCAUUCAGCGCAUAAUUGUUAAAAUUGAAAGAACAAGUAAAGGCAGAGUUACGUUUACGCAGCCUGUUUUUUACGGUAUGGUUCGAGAAAAUCGUAAUGCAACGAAAGAGGAAAAAGUAUUCGCAACCAGACUGGAAACAACCAUUGACGAUCUGGAUGGUAUUGGUAGUGUCACAUUUAAAUUUGCAAAUAAUAGUAAUCAGUAUCUGGAUUUAUUUGAUAUUGAUAGCGAAACUGGUGUUAUAGCAGCGAUUUCUUCUCUUGACCGAGAAAUUAAGGAUCAAUACGACUUCUCAGUCCUAGCUGUUAGCACAGCAGGGAAUAGUGCAGAAGCAAAAGUAAUUAUUGAUGUGGGUGAUGUAAAUGACAAUGCACCUGUAUUUGAACAGAAUAUUUAUCAUCUGCGAAUUGCCGAGGAUGAAGCACUUGGGAAAGAGUUACUUCAGUUGAAAGCCUAUGGAGGUGAUGACAAGGAAAUUAUCAGUUACCAAAUGCAGGCCUCUGAUGAUGUCGCUAAAUAUCUAAGCAUUGAUGCUAACAGUGGUUUGUUGAAACUAGCUUCUGUACUGGAUUUCGAAAAAUUGGAAAAAUUCAUGGUAUCUGUUAUUGCAACAGAUUCCGGAAAACCUCCACUAAAUUCAACAUGUGAAAUAGAUGUCGAAAUUCUGGAUGUAAACGAUAAUCCACCGCUUUUUAUGCAACAUAUUUACCGAGCUAUGGUUUUGGAGAAUAUGCAGCGCGGUACUAAAGUUGUGCAGGUAUUGGCAAAUGAUCCAGACAGUGAACAUUUUGGCCGAGUAUCUUAUUCGAUAACAAACGAUGCAGUUGGCUUCACUAUCGAGGAAGAUGGGUGGAUUACAACCACCGAAAUGCUUGAUCGUGAAGUGAAGAGUACUUAUCGUUUGAUAGUGAAAGCAGUGGAUGGUGGUACUCCACCUCUCUCUGAUUCCACAAUUGUUGAGAUUGAAGUUGAGGAUGAGAAUGAUAAUGCUCCCGUUUUUAAGCAUUGCAAUAUGACUGCUGUUGUUCAGGAAAGUGUUGAACCUGGACAUGUUAUACUGCCAAUCUUCAUUACUGAUAACGAUAAAGAACCAAAUACCGGUCCGUAUAGGUUGGAAAUUAUUGGAGACGGUGCUUCAUUAUUUGCUUUUGAUCGUAACCUGAACCUAAUCACUACAAAACGGUUGCCACCACAUGCCAAAAAAGAAGUUUAUCUUUUGUCGGUUAAAGUUUCUGAUAGAGAUAAUUUAUCAACGGAAUGCCCAAUGACGUUGUUUGUUAAAGAGGAAAGUCGCCAUGCACCGCAGAGCAAUCCAUUGAAAAUUACUCUGAAUACACUGAUGGGAGAAUUUCUGGGUGGGAUCGUAGGUAAAAUCAUGGCGACAGAUGAAGACUCAACGGAUAUGCUGCGUUAUUCAUUAGCUGAUCGCGAAGCCAGUGCUAAUACCAUCUGGUCGAAUCACCAGCAUUCUAAAAUUCCAUUUAGUAUUGAUUCGGAAACAGGUGAUAUCAUCGGUGAAGCUGAUCUUCUUGCGGGAACUUACCGUUUUAAUGUUUCUGUGACCGAUGGUAAAUAUAUCGCUGUGGUGCCAGUUGUAAUUGAUGUGAUCUCAAUUGACCAGGAUGCAUUGGAUCAUUCCGUAAGCGUUCGGAUUCAUAAUCUUUUGGGAGAAACAUUUUUUAACAAACACGUCAAGAAUUUCAUGCACUCUUUGUCUAGAUUCCUGAAUGUAAAACCACAAAACGUUCGGAUUUUAUCUGUGCAAUCCACUUUGGUCCGACAUCAUCUUCUUGCCCGUCAGUUGAAUAAUAAAACGACAUCAGAGCAGGACUUGGAUAUUCUAUUCACAGUAUCACGGGCUGAUUCUCGUGGAUAUCAUCGACCUAAUUUCAUUCGACAAAGACUUGAAGAUAAUGUUGCUCAAUUAAGCGAUGAUAUUGGCCGAGAGAUUAUAUCAAUAAUAACGGAAAUGUGUCGACGAGACGUAUGUGCUAAUGGCGAAUGCAGGGAUCGUUUAUAUUUGGAUGACACUCAUAAUGUCUGCUAUAAGACCGAUCGUCAGUCAUUCAGCGCUCCUGUGCACCUCAGAACCUACGAUUGUACAUGCCGGACUGGUUAUGCCGGGAAGCGUUGUGAUAUACCAGUUGAUAAAUGCAGUCGUGAUCAGUGCACCAAGGAAGAGAUAUGCGUUCCGAUGAAUACAGACAUUGGGUUUGAUUGCAUUUGCCCACCAGGCACUACUGGCGAUCGUUGUGAUGCGACCGUUUGCGGUAGAGAUAGGCGAGAAUGCAGUCAAGGUGCGGAAAUUGGAGUUGGUGGUGAUGGCUUUUUCCAGAUAACCGUUGCAAACUCCGUAGAACGGCGACUGGAGUUAACGAUUUAUUUCCGGACUACAAGUGCAGAUGCAGUCAUUAUGUACGGAGCUGGCAAUUCAGACUUUCAUACCAUUGAGGUUGAGAGACGAUAUGUACAAUAUCGCUGGAACUGCGGUACUGGACCGGGAGUAGUUCGCAUUAACCAGCAGACGGUUAGUGAUGGCAAAUGGCAUUCUUUAAAAGUAUCGAGAAGAAGCAGGCACGCAAAACUUGUGCUGGACGGUUUGUAUGAAAAGGAAGGUGACAGUCCACAGGGUAGUGACGUCGUAAACCUUUAUCGACAAGAUAUAAGACUUACUUUUGGUGCUAUGGUUACACAAUCGGUCGACGAUAGUACUUUCACAACGGCAAAUGAUCUGAAGCCAAUAGUAACCAAGGGAAUGAUCGGUUGUUUCGGACGUAUUUCUGUUGAUGGUUAUGAAGUAUCGAAGACGAAACAGAGUCUUUAUCUCUAUAAUACUCGUUUAAACUGUAAUGCUAUCGUCAGUGCUCCGUGUGCUGCAAACCCCUGUAAAAACGAGGGUACUUGUAUUCCUUCCAGUGAAAAAGCUUAUGAAUGUGCUUGUCCUCCCCGAUAUUCUGGUAGCAACUGUGAAAUCGACCUAACACCGUGUGUUUCACGUCCUUGUCCUCGUGGUGUAGAAUGUAUCAAUUUGCAUAAUGACUUUUACUGCAGCUGUCCACAUGGCUUUACAGGGAAAACUUGCCAGUUGAGAGGAGAUUGGGAUCCAUGUUUGUCAAAUCCUUGUGGUCAUUUUGGAAGUUGUAUACGCUUGCCUCAUUCUGCCACUUUCAUAUGUAAUUGUUCCCAUGGAUAUUCAGGAACAGCUUGUAAAGAUCGAAUAACGGAUUUGAUAGCAGAUGGUUGGCCAUUGAAUGCAAUCAAGAUUGCUGGCUUGAUUAUCGUUAUAUUACUUCUCAUAAUCUUUGCCACCCUUAUUAUAUGCAUUUAUUUGCGUAUUAAAAAGAGUCGGAAAUCACCGAAAGUAAGGGAAAUGGAAUACGAAACAAAUAACUACAAUCCACGAGUGUCAAUGUCGUACGAAGGUGUGUCACAUGCUGGUGUGACACCAGCACCACCGUUAUUUCCGCGUUUACAUAAUAGCAAUUACGAGAAAGGCUUGCCUACAGUUCAGGUACGUCCUCUCCCAAUCCAUGAACGAAUAAGUAGCUCUUCGAUCGGAGGUGCUAGUCGAUCUCCUUCGUUAGCAGGUUCGAAUAGAUGCAGAAUUCGUUGGAUCGCAGAGUCGGGAUCGAUAAGAAAUUGUGGUUCAGAACGUUGUAUUGUUAGCUGCGAUGAAAUCGAACCUCUUGCUAGCAAUGAGACACUGAGAAGAUAUGGCGAAGUGAUUAUGGGAGAUGAUGAUGAAAUGGCAAGUUGCUCAUCGUCCCAAUUACAGUUAUCCGUUGCUGAUCGGUGUCGUCGAUCUUCUGGGCCAAGAUAUAAAACUGGGAUGAAAAGGACAAGAUAUAUCCGUGCGUCCAAUGAGGCUCAAACAAAGGAAGAUUGGCGUAAACAGUGUGAGAAAAGGAUAAAUGAAGCUUGUGAUGCAGCUGCUGAAUUACGCGGUGAACGUCUGAAGAGUAGUGCUGGUAUCAACAAGAAUGUUACAAACGAUUGUUCAUUAAAUAUAAAGGACGAUGACGACUAUAUGACAAUGCAACCGGUACAUCGCAGAGUAAUAAUACAAAGUUCAGAGAGUCAAAGAAGACCACUGUUGGAGACAAGUGAUAGUGAUGGAAUGGAAAGUGCUGAUUUCUCAUAUCCAGAUGAAGUGAAACCUUCACAGCACAGGAAACCUCCGCCUCCACCAGCGCAUAAUAUUAAACGGAAAAACAGUAAAGCUAUUGUCAGUAGUAGUGAUGUCCCAAAUCGUGUUUACGAUGAACCAGCCAUUGAUGUUGGUGACAAAAAGUCUUCAAAGAUAGUUAAGAAAACGCAGUCAACCUCAGAAUUAGCGCAUUCAUUGGAAAGAUUUGAAGAUUUCGGUAAUAUUGAUGACAGUGACGAUGAUCGAACGGUGAACACUUCCACAUCUUCAAAUGUACAUCAAACAAUGGCUGUCCUUUGA